This is a messenger RNA of Daldinia childiae, 600 nucleotides long. RefSeq names its product Oligoribonuclease, mitochondrial. The coding region runs from base 1 to 600 and encodes 199 amino acids. The record is from RefSeq and is a predicted model, not a curated record. Gene Ontology annotation, molecular function: nucleic acid binding; 3'-5'-RNA exonuclease activity. The transcript has 2 exons. Lineage: Eukaryota; Fungi; Ascomycota; Sordariomycetes; Xylariales; Hypoxylaceae. Gene Ontology annotation, cellular component: mitochondrion.
AUGGCGAGUAACGGUGCGCUAGUAUGGAUUGACUGCGAGAUGACGGGUCUUAACCCUGAUUGUGAGGAAAUCAUCGAGAUCUUCUGUAUUAUCACGUCGGGUACGCUAGAUGUCUUAGAUGAUAAUGGUUGGGGAACUGUCAUCCACCAGUCACAGGAGAGAAUGGACAAGAUGGACGAAUGGUGUACCCGGACGCAUGGGAAUAGCGGCUUGACAGCUGCCGUGGUGUCUUCCAAGGUGACCCCUGAACAAGCAGCAGAUGAAUUGCUAGCAUACAUCAAGAAAUAUGUUCCGGAGAGAGGCGCAGUGCUAGCCGGCAACAGUGUACACGCAGACCGAGCAUUCCUUCGAAAAGAACCGUACAAGAAAGUAGUCAGUUACCUACAUCACCGAAUCCUGGACGUCAGCACUCUAAAGGAGGCCGCGCGGCGAUGGUGUCCCAGAAGCGUCAUAAAGAAUGCACCGGUCAAGCAAGGGCUGCACCAAGCGAAAGAGGAUAUCCUUGAGAGCAUUGCUGAGGCUCAAUAUUACAAGGAGGUGAUUUUUGACCACGCCGUUGAACACGCUGAUAAAGCGAACGACAAGACAAGUCAAGGGUAG